Molecule: messenger RNA, 792 nt
Organism: Fusarium mangiferae
Lineage: Eukaryota; Fungi; Ascomycota; Sordariomycetes; Hypocreales; Nectriaceae
Product: putative tRNA-specific adenosine deaminase 1
Exons: 1
Coding region: 1-792 (263 amino acids)
Biological process (GO): tRNA wobble adenosine to inosine editing
Molecular function (GO): RNA binding; tRNA-specific adenosine-37 deaminase activity
Source: RefSeq, a predicted model, not a curated record
AUGGCUUCUCAAGAAGAUGAUUCAGCAUGGGAAACCCCAACUCCUGUAAAUGCAAAGCCUGGAGGUGAUGCACAAAUCUCUUUACUAGGAAGGGCUUGCUUCUCGAGAACUGGGAUUGUUCGACGAAAACCUGCUCGAGGAGAUGCGCCCCCAACAUUAUCCAAGUCCUGCUCUGAUAAACUUGCGUUAAAACAAUGCACUUCACUUCUCUCAGCCAUCACAUCAAUAUUCAUCGAUCCUACCAAUGCAUACAUUAGUAGCAUCAUCUUGCCAAGAUCCCAAUACUCUGAUCUUGCAUGUCGACGUGCUUUCUCAGCAGAAGGCAGGAUGAAGCUCAUGGCUGGCAAAGAGUGGCUGGGGGGCUAUUCGUUCAGGGAGUUCUCAGUUGUGACGACGGGCCUGGAAUUCGAGUUUUCGAAACGAUCUGUACAGAUGAGAGCAUGCAAGAUUUCGGCGAGUAAUCUAGCAGCGACAUGGUCACGAUCAGGUUUCGAAGAGAAUCUCAUUGGGGGAGUUAUUCAAGGUCGGAAGGCUUUCAAGACAGACGGAGCAAGUCAAGCUUCCAAGCGUUGCAUGUGGGAGGCAGCAAACAAUCUCGCUAGUAAAAUAGGUGGCGCUUCCUCUUCCACAGCAAUGUGUCCUGGUGGUAAGACGUAUCGCCACUUGAAAGAAGGACAGUUGAUGGCUCACCGACGGCAAGUUAAGGACGAGACCCGUGGGAUAGCACUGUCAGGGUGGAUAAAAAAUGACGGAGGGUCAGAUUUCCAACUAGAAAAACGAAGCAAUCAUUGA